Rhodotorula graminis WP1 is the source of this 2976-nucleotide messenger RNA. Its product is annotated as glycosyltransferase family 4 protein. The record is from RefSeq and is a predicted model, not a curated record. The coding region runs from base 1 to 2976 and encodes 991 amino acids. The transcript is spliced from 8 exons. Gene Ontology annotation, molecular function: glycosyltransferase activity. NCBI's taxonomy places the organism in Eukaryota, Fungi, Basidiomycota, Microbotryomycetes, Sporidiobolales, Sporidiobolaceae.
AUGAUCAGCCUUCCCGCACGCCCGAGGCGCACCACCAUCGCGACCGGCGCGCGCUCGACGACGGCCCUCCUCGGCGGCGGCGGCGCAGCAGGACGGCCGGCCAACAAGGGCCGCCGACGCAAGUUGAGCGUGCCACUCGUCGUCCUCCUCGUCGUGCAAGGGCUCGUCCUGCGGCAUUGGUGGGCCAGUCGCGACGACGACGGCGAGGGCACCAAGGCGGCCCUCGCGCGCAUCUGGCCCUCGACCUGGGACCGCCCCGUCGGCGUCGGCCCGGGCACCACGUCGACGGCGCUGCGGCGGCGCAGCGACCGUGCCCUCGACGCCCCGUUCGCCCUGUCCGCCGAUCCGCUCCCCGUCCACCACGUGCACGAGCAGAUCCACUUCCACAACCACCCGCUGUCGCCGCACCGCCCGCCGCCCAACCAGUUCCUCCUGUCGCCCAAGGCCGUCUCGAGCGGGCUCCUCAAGCGCACCGCACCCGUCAUCAGCAUCGUCACGGCAACGCAGAACCCGCGCGCCAUCAUGCUCGAGACGGCGGCGUCGGUCCUCGGCCAGAGCCUGCAGAACGUCGAGUGGGUCAUCGUCGACGACCACACGACCGACCCGGACUCGCUCGCCAUGCUGCGCCAGAUCGCGAGGGACCCGCGCGUCGUCAUCGUGCCCAACACGGGCGCCAAGGGCCUGUCGGCGAGCCGCAACGUCGCCCUGCGGUGGAUCCUGAGCGACGACAAGCUGAGGGCCGGGCGCCGGCCAAAGUACCUCGCCAGCCUCGACGACGACGACCUGUACGAGCUCACGGCCCUCGAGAAGACGAUCUGGAUGCUCGAGUCGAACCCCGAGUGGGACCUCGGCGGGUUCCAGGUCAUCAAGUUCAACGCCAACAACGAGACGGUCACGAUGGGCCUGCACUCGGGCGCCGCCAACUUCUUCAACGGCAACUUUGUCCCGAACGCCGCCAUCUACACGACUCGCGCCGUCAUCAACUCGGGGUGCGCGUACGACGACGUCAACUUUGCCGUCGGCGGCGAGGACUGGGACUUCUGGAUGUGCCUCGCCGAGCACGGCCACUGGGGCGGCACGGUGCCCGAGCCGCUGUACUGGUACCGCGGCAACCCGGCCGCGUUCCGCCAGUCGCGGUGGGGCAAUAUGUUCGUCGACGGCUUCUCGUCGCUCAAGCAGCGCAUCCACGACAAGCACCCUGCGCUCGCCGAGCCGGGCCGGUUCCCCGACCCUCCUGUGCGCCCGUCGCGCCAGCUCGAGGCGAUCGUAUGGGACGCGCCGUUCGAGACGCACCUCGCGCGGUUCAAGAAGUCGAUCAUGUUCAUCGUCCCGUGGCUGUACGUCGGCGGGGCCGACAUCGGCGCGCUGCACCAGAUCCAGCUGUUCGCCGAGCAGGGUUACCGCGUCACGAUCGUGUGCACCCUGUACCGCAGCCCGCAAGGUGUCGAGCUCCGGCCCCAGGUCCUCCAGUACACGCACGACGUCCACGUCCUGCCGUCGUUCCUGCGCGCGAGCGACAUCCCGCGCUACAUCAAGUACCUCGUCCACUCGCGCGGCAUCGAGGACGUCGUCAUGAGCAACUCGCAGCUCGUGUACGAGAUGCUGCCCGCGCUCGCCGAGCAGAUGCCGCACGUCAAGUUUGUCGACUACCUCCACAACGAGGCGUACGACGGCUGGAAAUCGGGCGGGUACCCGACGUUCUCGCUCAUCUCGCAGCGGUUCCUGUCGCGCACCGUCACGUGCUCGUGGUACCUGCGCGACUGGCUCAUCCAGCGCGGCCACACCAACCCGGACGCGAUCGGCGUCGUCAAGCUCGGCAUCGAGGUGGCCGACUUUGCGCCGGCCAACGCGACGACGCGAGCGCUCGCCAAGCGCGACCUCCUCGACGUGCCCGAGUCGACGGUCGUCAUCUCGGUCGUCGGCCGCCUCGACCCGCAGAAGCGUUCGACGCUCGUGCCCGACAUCGCCAACGCCCUGCGCCGGCUCGGCACCUUCACAAAGGGCGACUUCCUCGUCGUCAUGCUCGGCGACGGCCCUCUCAAGGACGAGGUCAAGGCGCGCGUGUCCGAGUUCCACGUCGGCGACUUUGUGCGCCUCGUCGGCACGGUCGAGCACCCGCAGGCGUACCUCGCCGCGACCGACAUCUUCCUCCUGCCGUCGAUGAGCGAGGGCAUCUCGAUCGCCGUCGCCGAGGCCAUGGCCAUGGCCCUGCCCGUCGUCACUGCGCGGGCGGGCGCGCUCCCCGAGCAGCUCGGCGAGCUGCCGGGCCACGUCGUCGACAAGGCGCAGCUCGCCGGCGUCCUCGUCGACCACGUCCUCGACGCCGCUGUCGACGCGCCCCUAUACGCCGACGAGCUGUACCGCCUCAUCCAGGACCCCGAGCUGCGCGCCGAGUUUGGCGCCAACGGCCGCAAGAACGUCGAGUCGACGUUUGACUGGCGCAAGACGCUCGUCGGCAUGCUUGGCGAGAUCAAGAAGGCCGAGGUGGUCGACCUCAAGAAGGCGCGCUCGAUGCCCAACCCAGCGGCCCACUUUGCGCUGCAGAACGUCCUCCUCGAGAACCACUCGGAGACCGACUUUGCCGCCGCGCAGAGCGCCCUCAAGGCGCCGAACCGGUCGGGCGUCGGCAAGGACCUGCAGGAGCGCUGCGGCGAGACGUCGUCGGCCCUCACCGCCUGGAUCGACUCGGUCGAGGCGCCGCAAUCGUGCGCCAAGGGCGGCAAACUCGACGCGGCGACGCUGCAGCGCAGCGCCAAGUUCCAGUGUGGCGCAUGGUGCCUGUUCGACCUGACGACGGCGCUGUACGCCGGGUGGGCGUUCGACGGCCGGUGCUUCACGCCGUUCGACGACCUCUCGCCUGGCUGGUGCAAAGAGUUCUGGUCGAGCCGGCCGAGCGGCGUACGCCUGCCCAAGGACAUUGCGAUCCGGCUCCUCGACGACGGCGAGGGCGACCUGGACGACGACGAGGACGACUAG